Jaminaea rosea is the source of this 3114-nucleotide messenger RNA. Its product is annotated as MCM-domain-containing protein. Gene Ontology annotation, biological process: double-strand break repair via break-induced replication; DNA replication initiation; mitotic DNA replication. The record is from RefSeq and is a predicted model, not a curated record. The transcript is spliced from 5 exons. NCBI's taxonomy places the organism in Eukaryota, Fungi, Basidiomycota, Exobasidiomycetes, Microstromatales. Gene Ontology annotation, molecular function: single-stranded 3'-5' DNA helicase activity; ATP binding; single-stranded DNA binding. Bases 45 to 3008 code for a protein of 987 amino acids. Gene Ontology annotation, cellular component: nucleus; MCM complex.
GUUGUUCUCACCACCACCAUCUUCAUCUCUGUCCUCACGCAGCGAUGAAUCGCUCCUCUUCACCAACGCAACACGUCACAGCGGCGGCUGCUCAGCACGGCGGUGUUCGCCCCUUUGACCCUCUGGCAUUCAAUGCCAAUCCAAGCGCUCAGCCGCUCAACGCCCCCACCACUUCGUCCUACGGCUACGGCGGAUACGACGAUGAAGAUGACGACGCCGAUGCAUUGACUCGGGCAGCUGCGGCGAAUGGACGAUCAGAUGUUGCGAUGGACACAGCGACGGAUGAUGCAGGGCCGGGAGCAGGACAGAGUAGCGGCGUACCUUCGACGGGGCAGAAGAGGAGGCCGAGGAACGUGAGAGAUCAGGAGCCUGUGCCGCCUGUUGUGGAUCAGGUCGGUGAGAGGGUCAGAGAGGGGUUCCGCGAUUUCUUGCAGACCUUCGUCGAUGCCCACGACCCGGAUGGUGAUGCUCCUCAGGGCGAUGCAACGUACAUCGACCAGCUCUUCUCGCUACGAGACUACGGCAAGACGACGCUGUACGUCGACUUUACGCAUCUGCUGCGACAUGAAGAGGUCUUAGCCAGGGCCGUCUCCGACCAGUACUACCGUUUCCUGCCGUAUCUGCGCCGCGCACUCCUCGACUUGGUCAACGUCCACAUCCCCAACUACAUGUACCUCAACGCCCACGUAGCCUCGACUGCCCAGUCAGGUCUGGUGCCCCGCGAUUUCACCGUCUCCUUCUACAACAUCGGCCUCGUCUCUGGCAUUCGAGACUUGCGCACAGACAAGGUGGGACGACUCGUCUCCAUCUCCGGGACCGUCACCCGCACAUCCGAGGUCAGGCCAGAGCUCCUCUACGGCGCUUUCACCUGCCAGCUCUGCAAGAACACGGUGCGAGACGUCGAGCAGCAAUUCAAGUACACUGAGCCCACCAUGUGCCGCAUACCCGGCUGCAACAAUCGCCGGGAAUGGCAGCUCAACGUCGACCAGUCUCGCUUCUCCGACUGGCAGAAGGUCCGUAUCCAAGAGAACGCCAAUGAGAUCCCGACUGGCUCCAUGCCUCGCAGCUUGGACGUCAUCCUGCGCAGCGAGAUUGUAGAAAAGGCCAAGGCAGGGGACAAGUGCGUCUUCACCGGAUCCUUCAUCGUCGUGCCGGACGUCUCGCAGUUGGGCGUGCCGGGCGUCAAUGCUCAGAUUCAACGCGAGGCGCAAGGAGGUGGGAGGGCGCCCGAGGGGCUUUCGAACCAAGGUGUCACUGGCCUCAAGUCGCUGGGUGCACGCGACCUCACCUACAAGACGGCCUUCCUCGCGUGCAUGGUUAGCAGCACCGACUCGCGCAAGACGUCAGACGUGCGCGGUGGUGACUCUGCCGAGGAGGAGCUCGACCCCAAUACGCUCCUCGACACGCUGACCGAGCAGGAGCGUGAAGAGCUCGAAGCAAUGGUCGAGGCGGAUGACAUCUACGGGAGGUUGGUGCAGAGCAUCGCGCCGACGGUCUACGGCCAUGACAUAGUCAAGAAGGGUAUCCUUCUGCAACUCAUGGGCGGCGUUCACAAGCAGACGCAAGAGGGCAUCCACCUGCGUGGCGACAUCAACAUCUGCAUCGUCGGCGACCCGUCGACUUCCAAGUCACAAUUCCUCAAGUACGUCUGUGGCUUCCUCCCCCGCGCCGUCUACACAUCCGGCAAGGCUUCAUCUGCUGCAGGUUUGACCGCCGCCGUCGUUAAGGACGAAGAGACGGGCGAUUUCACCAUCGAGGCUGGCGCACUCAUGCUGGCUGACAAUGGUAUCUGUGCCAUUGACGAGUUCGACAAGAUGGACAUCGCCGAUCAGGUCGCCAUUCACGAAGCCAUGGAACAGCAGACCAUCUCCAUCGCCAAGGCCGGCCUGCAGGCGACGCUCAACGCCCGCACCUCGAUCCUCGCUGCUGCCAACCCGGUGGGCGGCAGGUACAACCGCAAGCAGACGCUGCGAGCCAACGUCGCCAUGAGCGCGCCUAUCAUGUCGAGAUUCGACCUUUUCUUCGUGGUGCUCGACGAGUGCAACGAGUCGGUCGACAUGAACAUCGCGCAGCACAUCGUCAACGUGCACCGAUUCAGGGACGCAGCCAUCUCGCCCGAGUUCUCGACGGAGGCCAUCCAGCGCUACAUUCGCUAUGCACGCACCUUCCAGCCCAAGCUCACCCCCGAGGCCAGCGAUGUGCUCGUCGAGAAGUACCGCCUGCUGCGAGAGGAUGAUGCAAGCAAUGGUGGUGGCGGCGGCGGCGGUGGAGGUAAGAACUCGUACCGCAUCACAGUGCGUCAACUGGAGAGUAUGAUCCGUUUGAGCGAAGCCAUCGCGCGAGCAAACUGCCGUAGCGAGAUCACGCCGGCAUUCGUUCGCGAAGCCUACGCACUUCUUCGUCAGUCUAUCAUCCACGUCGAGAAGGACGAUAUCGCGCUCGACGAAGAGGACGCAGAUGAGACGGUCGCACCAGCCGCGCCUCGCGAAGACGAUGAGGACGAGGGCGACGAUGCCGAGAUGAUGGAGUCGUACCCUCGCCACCACGAUGAUGGCACGCCGACUCCAGCCGCCUCCACGCAACGCGCCAGAACGACAAUCACCUACGACCGAUAUCUCUCCCUCCUCUCGCUACUGGUGCAACGUGUCGCAGCCAUCGAACGCUCGACGCUGCGCGGCGUGGCGCGAGACGAUCUCAUCGAGUGGUAUCUCGAGCAGCGCGAGGGUGACAUCGAGACGGUCGCCGAAUUGGAGCAAGAGCGUGUGCUGUGCAGAAAGGUUCUGGAGAAGUUGGUCAAGGAGCAGUACCUGCUCGAGAUGAGAGAAGACCCGGCUGAAGGCGGAGAGGAUGGGGAGAUGGAGACGGAGUUGGCGCGUGAUGAGGUGGCAGAGGAGACGGAAGGUGGCGCCGAGGGUGGAAGCAAUGGUGCCGGCACGAACGGGGCAGCGUCCUCGCAUCAGGCCAUGGUGCUCAUGGUCCACCCGAGGAUCGAUGUUGACAAUCUGUGAUCCGCGUCCAACUUCUCUCCUUGUUACCCCUGUCCCUUUACGUCGCUCCUUCUGUACUAUUGGUCUCGCUUUUCUUUUGCUUCUUCGAAUUGCAAUCAGUUCCCGU